GCGAUGAGUGAAACCGCCGACUAGAAGGCAAUAGCUUUUUCGUUGAUAUCGGAAGAAUGGUGAUUUUCGAGAAGCGGAGAGUUCUAUGCAAGAACGAGUUCGUAAACUCUUUCGGCCUUAUUUCAAAUUUUGUCGAAAAGGCAUGACAUUAUCCCUUAUUUUCCCCCAUCAUAAUGAACUUUUUUCUUCUAAGAUAUCCAUGAAAUUCGUCGAUAUGAUCGGAUGUCGCACUUCUGAGCCGAUGGGACUGUUGAUCGGAGAGACAACUUGAUAUGGCUCUGGCUAUGGUUGCGUAGGACGACUGGGCAGCGCGAACUGGUCUCAGUGGUACGGAUCGAGAGAUAUGUCGAACGGUUGGUACAGCGCGGGUUGGCCGCAAUUGUGGCCUGUGGACCGAUUACGCCCGGAGGCGAGUACCUGCUUCCUAGCUGCGGUCACCGAGGGCCACUGGCUGUGACCUGGGGCGGUCCUUUGGCUGAUCACCUGCCGAUAUCGGUCGCCGCUCGGCGCGGCGUCCGGCUGCGCUGGCCCCGCCCCCGCCGCGCCGGCCGGGGGCUCGCCAGCCGCCGCCGGGAAGGGUUGAGGCGUGCACGGGCGGCACGGGGCCCGCGCUCGGCCAAUCGGCGGACGCUGGCGGCGCGCCCGUUUCAUAAGGCCACGCGGGUGCCGGCCGCGGAGCCAGUGCUGCGGCGCGUUCGGUGCACGCGCCACUCUCCGCCGCCGUCGGUCGGCCGUCCCCGCGAGCAUGGCUCCGUCCCGCCGCUGUCUGCCGGCGCCGCCGCUGCUGCUGGCCGCGCUGCUGCUCGCCCUGACGCCGACGGUGCGGGCCAAGGUGCCGCGGCCGGUGCAGCCGGACCAGGGCACCUCCCCGGCCAGCUGCCAGCACUGCCACGUUCGCGAGGCCCAGAAGCAGCUCCAAGUGGAAUCCAUCAAGGCGCAGAUCCUGCAGAAGCUGGGCAUGGAGCAGGCGCCCAACAUGACGGGCCGCAAGCUGCCGGUGGUGUCGGAGGCGCUGAUUCAGGCGUACAUGCAGCCGCGCGACGACGUCGCCGGCGACGGCAGCCAGCACGACCAGGAGUUCAUGGCCUACGAGAGCGACGACGACCACUCGCAGCUGGAGAAGAUGUGGACCUUCUCGUCGCGAUCCCCGCUGGCGGUGGGUAACGGCGCUCUGGCCCAGGACGAGCUGCGAGACCAGCUGCUCUACUUCGACCUCUCUCCCAGCAUCACAGAAAUGGACCUGCAGAACGCCACACUCUGGCUCUUUGUUCGCAAGCGGCAUCGCGACAUAAAAGUCAAAAUCCACAAGCUCGUCUCGGACGAGCGCGGCAACUACAUCCAAAAGGAGGCGAUGCGCACCUACAUCAAACGGCGGCAUGGCCAGGCGUCCGGCUACGAGACGAUAGACGUGAAGAACCUGGUGCUGGACUGGUUCAGGGACCCGCAGCAGAACUUCGGCAUCCGCAUCGAGACGUCGUCGAAUGGCACCACCCGGGGCCUGUCGGUCAACAGCUUCCUGGACGUCGAUGGCGACGAUAUUGACCUGCUGCCCGUGCUGGAGGUACAUGUCAGCUCCGACCGACGGCGCACCAAGCGCACGACGGGCGGCAACUUCUGCACGGACAACAGCACCGAGACCAACUGCUGCCGCUUCCCACUGGUGGUCGACUUCCACGCGUUCGGCUGGGACUGGAUCAUCGCGCCGAGCUCCUACCACGCCAACUACUGCUCGGGCAACUGUCCGUACGUGUACCUGCAGAAAUACCCGCACACGCACAUCGUACAGCAGGUGGGCGGCACCAGUGGCCCGUGCUGCGGACCGCGCAAACUGUCGCCCAUCCACAUGCUCUACUGGGACACCUUCAGCCACAUCAGGUUCGACAAGCUGCCCAACAUGAUAGUGGAUAGCUGCGGCUGCCACUAGCCGGCGGCGCCCGGUCAGAGAGCCAGCCGCGGCCCUGCCCCGGCGGGCGCCGCGGCCCCGUGCCAUGUACAAAGGGGCGCGCGCUGCCGACGGCACGGUGCGCCCGGCCGCCACGGCGGCGCGCCGACCCCAUUGCUGUGAUAGGUCGCCGGGAGCCGUCUGCCGCCGCGCCGCGCCCUGCAGCGCGCCGGCCGGCCGGUCAAGGUCCCCCAAACUGCGCACACACACUGACCACACCUGCCAGCAGACAUAUACACACACAUACACACACUGGCUCGCGCGUGGCACGUGGCGCGUGGCCGGCGCGCGACGCCCGGACACAUCGACGCCCAAAUAUUAUGCACAUAAGUGCGGCCAGCUCGAUGUUUGUGCGGCGUCGGCCGGUGACUGGAUAGUCGAACUGGCCAAUGUGUUAUGGGCUGGUAUCUGCCGCGGCCCGGCCGGCCGAGCGCCAGGGAACACCGUGAGGUGGGACCGGCGGCAGCGGGAGGACAGGGAGAGAGCCGCGCGGUCAGUGCUGAUCCCCGGGAGGAGAUAAACUGUCUCAGUGUCUGCUGAUGUGGAAAGGGAGCCGUCCUGUCUCAGUCUUUGCCGACACUGGGGAGGGAACGGUACGGGCUAGGUGUCUGUCGCCCGGGAAGGAUCUUUGACCGACGCGGAAGGGUAGUCGUCGGCCAUCGGGGUCGACGGUCGUCGGCCAUCGGGGUCGACGCGUGUUCUUGCCAGAGUGAAACGUGGAACGGAGGGCGUCGGGGCGUCUUUCUAGCUGCUCCCGUAAUGUGUGUUGAUGUAUGUGUGUGUGUGUGUGUUAGUGCGUUUGGAGAAAGGAUGGCGGCGCUUCGAGCUGAAGCCGCUUGUGUGUGCGUGUGCGCGAGUCUGCUCGCUUAUGGCGAGAAAAGUGGCCGGUUUAUUUUAGGUUAAUGACGGCGCGAGCAUUGGUGGGCAGUGUUUCUGCUCACAUACACGCCAAUAUUUUAACCGUAAUUUAUUGAGUGUUGUAGAAAAUACGUCAACACUUGAGCGUAGCGUAUGCAUGUCACUUGUUCCGUGUUAAAUGUGUGUGCUGAGAUACACUCUGAACGCCCGAGUCAGAGUGCCGUGCCGAUCAGAGAUUGGGUACGCCGUUUGUGAGUGCCAGCGUGAGUGACAGGGCGGAAGGCGACUCAGGUUCAGACGUCUUUUCAUUUUGCGAGCGUGAUGUUUCGCUGCUGCGCCGCGGUGCUCUUUCAUUUUCUUGUACAACUGGACCUACUCUGUGCGAAAGUAGUGAAUGUCCUGCGUUUGCGACACUCGUGUCCAGCUGCGCCGGUCCACACUGUCUAGCGGGCCGGAACCGGUAGGGGGAGCUGCGGGCGGCCGUCCGCUCCGCUCCACCGACACAGGUCUGUCCACCCGCGGUGGAACUCCACUUCAGUGUGUGGCCGGACCACUGUCCACUGAUACUCCGCGCGCGCCCGGCGCAUCCCCUCGUCCCUAGUCCCGCCUCUCGUGACCCUGAGGGUCUAUAUCACGUCCUACGCCCGUCCUGUAUCCAAUAUCCCUCAUUGGAUAUACUCGUAUAUAUCCUGCUUACAUCUGUGUUCUUUAUCACACUACGACACCCUCCUGUUUCUAUUUUCCCUGCAUUAUCCUCCCCUAUCCAGUACAUCCUUUCAUCCAACCUCCCUUGCUAACUCCCGCAAAAUUCCCUCAUCUCGUAUCUUCGUGUUCUCUCGCCCUCCUCCUCCCCCCGAGUGUGGUGCUCCGCCGGGUGUGUUCCGGACCGUUCUUCCCGAUAUAGCUACGCCACAGUGUUCUUUACUGGCGACCAUUAUACAUCAUCUGUGAACAUUCUUGUAAUAAACGAUCUCCAACACAAA
Molecule: messenger RNA, 3783 nt
Organism: Amphibalanus amphitrite
Lineage: Eukaryota; Metazoa; Arthropoda; Thecostraca; Balanomorpha; Balanidae
Product: growth/differentiation factor 8-like
Exons: 5
Coding region: 746-1924 (392 amino acids)
Biological process (GO): SMAD protein signal transduction
Cellular component (GO): extracellular region
Molecular function (GO): cytokine activity; growth factor activity
Source: RefSeq, a predicted model, not a curated record